AUGGAUGAAGUUGUAAUAAUUGUUGCGAUUAUACUAUGUCUUCUGCUUUCUGUUAUGGCAAUUAUUUUAUUCUUUUGUUUCUGGCAAAAACAAAAACAAACAAUACACAUUUCAAUCGUUGAACAAGCUGCUUGUAAGCAAUUGAAAAUUUUAGAUGAAGGAAAAGCUAAUCAAAAUAAUGAAGAAAAUGUCGAAAUAAUUAAUAACUUGCAUGAAAUGGAAAAUAGUCAAAAUAAUGAAGAAAAUGUUGAAAUAAUUAAUAACUUGCAUGAAAUAAGAAAUAGUCAAAAUAAUGAAGAAAAUGUUGAAAUAAUUAAUAAUUUGCAAGAAAUAGAAGAUAGUCAAAAAAAUGAAAAUAUCAAAAUUAUUAACCACAAUCAUGAAACAAAUUACAACACUGUAAACAAACAAAUGAAUUCAAAAGAAGCAAUGGUAACAACAAGUAGCAUUGCGGCUAACAACAAUCAAGAAAACAAAAAAUUAUCAGAACCUGAUGAAAUGAGGAUUGCGUACCAUGAAUGUGGACAUAUUAUUGUUAGUUGGUCUUUAAGAAACGCUGAUCCCCCCAAAAAGGUUACAAUAAUUGGUGAAGAUUGGAAGUUGGGAUGCACAACUUUCUCUGAACAUGAAAGCAAGUUUUGGAAAUUUGAGGAAAUGCUAGACAAAAUGGCCUCGUUAUUAGGCGGUUACGCUGUGGAAAAACUAUUGUUGGAUGGGUUGACUGAUGGAAGUACCAGUGACAUGGAACAAGCAACUGAAAUAGCAUACAAACUCGUAAUAAAAUUCGGAAUGGUUAAGGAGAUAGGGCCGAUCAGAAUAAAUUAUCAAGAUUGUUCGGAAUAUUUAAAAACUAAAAUCGACAUUGCGGCUAAAAAAUUACUAGAUGAUGCUUUGGAACAGGCCGAAAAAAUUGUCAGUGCAAAAAAAAGCGUUAUUAAAAAGUUAGCCGACCACUUGCUAAACGUCAAAACAAUUGAAGAAGAUGAAUUAAAACAAGUACUAGGCCCACGAGUAUUUUGGCCUGAGAAAGAAGAAACAGAUGAUGUAACAGCAACACAAAUGCAACAGCAAACUGGAGAAACUAAAGAAUAAAUACUAUAAU
Molecule: messenger RNA, 1102 nt
Organism: Meloidogyne enterolobii
Lineage: Eukaryota; Metazoa; Nematoda; Chromadorea; Rhabditida; Meloidogynidae
Source: the annotation of a GenBank genome assembly